UUGGUUAUUGUCUCAUAGAAAAUUGUAAUCUAGGUUAAAAUGGAAAAGAUUUCAUUGUAUGAUAAGGAUAAUAAUAAAGUAUAUGGUUUAAUGUUAUCUCCUGAAGAUGCACACCGUACUACUACAGAUAUUAUCUUUGCUACUACUCUUUUAAAUGCAACCAUUAAGGAUAAAACUAUUAUUGAUCAAAAUGAGGAAGUGUCGGAGGACUUAAAUAUAUGUAAUACACAGUCUGAUUUAAUGUCAGAAGCCUAUGAUAUAAACAGUGAUAUUCAGUCGACACUGUCGACAAACAACAGUGAUAUUCAGUCGACAGACAACAGUGAAGAGACUUCUAUCCAGAAAAGAGAAGACUUGAACUUUGCAUUAACGUAA
Messenger RNA from Cyphomyrmex costatus, 375 nucleotides. RefSeq lists its product as uncharacterized. The transcript has 3 exons. Bases 40 to 375 code for a protein of 111 amino acids. The record is from RefSeq and is a predicted model, not a curated record. NCBI's taxonomy places the organism in Eukaryota, Metazoa, Arthropoda, Insecta, Hymenoptera, Formicidae.